AUGGCUCACGUCUUAAACCUUGUAGUCGAUGGAGUAUUGAAAGAAAUUAAAGAAUUUUCAGCACUCACCGACCAGGUCAAAACCAUUGUGACGUUCUUUAAGCAGUCAGUCAACGCUAUGGACCAAUUACGAGCCGAACAAGAAUCAUCUGGUAAAAAAGAAGGGGAGGUGUUGACAUUGAUACAAGCUGUCAGCACUAGAUGGAACUCUUGCUUUGACAUGCUAGAGAGAUUCGUCAAACUGUCUGCACUAGUAGCUAAAAUUUUAGCCACAAAAAGCCAAACUAGCAAGAAUACACCAGAUAUGGUUCCAUCGUCGCAACUUAAUGUAAUACGGGAUUUUAUUGCUCUUCUUGGCCCUUUCAAAGAAGCUACUGAGGAAAUAAGUGGUGCGAAUUAUGUAACGUCCAGCUUAGCCAUUCCUCUUACAACUCUAGUUACCCAAGUAACAGAUCAAGCAACUCCAUCGACCUCUUUGGGGCUGAUUGUAAAAAAGGCUUUACUCAAAAAAGUUGAAGACAAACUGGCUCCUUUAGAACAAAAUCCUUUUCUUUCAGUAGCUACCAUUCUGGAUCCUCGGUUCAAGCGUAUCCACUUUACCUCGCCAGUUGUCGUGUCAAAUGCUAUAUCCAAAAUUAGUGCUGAGAUUCGUGCAGAAUAUCGCCGUAGAGGACAACGUUCUCCGGAUAAAAAUCCUGAUCAAGCAGCAUCAGAACAAGCUAGUGGGUCCUCUAUCUGGUUAAGACAUGAGAAAUUAUUAAAUCUGAACAUAGCUACGUCAGAGGUUCCAAGCAGUGGCUGUGUCCCCAAUGAACUGAAGCAGUAUUUGGACCAACCACUUUUAGAAAGAAAAUCUGAUCCAAUAAAGUUCUGGAUAAAUUGUCGUCAUUUCACGCCGGUUCUCUCGGAUAUCGCUCUAAAAUAUAUGAUUUGCCAAGCUUCUUCAGUGUCAUUUGAAAGGGUUGCUUCAGUGGUGAAUUUGGCUGUACCGAAUGAAAGGAGCAGAUUAACAGGGGAACACAUCAAACAAAGAGUGCUUCUGAUGUCAAUAUCAGACAAAUAUUGGUAUGAAUGA
This is a messenger RNA of Neodiprion virginianus, 1074 nucleotides long. RefSeq names its product E3 SUMO-protein ligase ZBED1-like. Gene Ontology annotation, molecular function: protein dimerization activity. The record is from RefSeq and is a predicted model, not a curated record. NCBI's taxonomy places the organism in Eukaryota, Metazoa, Arthropoda, Insecta, Hymenoptera, Diprionidae. The transcript has a single exon. The coding region runs from base 1 to 1074 and encodes 357 amino acids.